UUAAAUUGAAUGAAGAAGUAAAAAUGAAUAAAGAAAAAAAAAUGUUUUUAUAGCAAGUGACAAAACGGUGGGCUGUAACUUACAAGUGGACCGCCAGAAAACCGAACAAAAGGCUAGCGGACCGCCAGCUCUGCCCCCAGUGGCCUUUUGAUACCAGUGAUGUAGUUUCUCAUCUUUAGUUUUGUUCCCCAAAUGCAGGCCUCGUGGUCACAUUGGAAAUUCUUCUUCAUCCGUUUUGCUCUCCUAAGCAUUGGCACUUCUCUUUAUACAUGUAAUGCCAAGUAGUGGUAUCACAUUGCUGCAUAUUCAGAGACGCACCAGAUGCUGACUGGUUGUGACGACAACGAUGGGAAGAAGCAAGCACCUGUUGUUGAAUGAAUUACAAAUCAGUCUGCAAAAGUUCACAUAGAGAGUUCUUACUGUAGCAUUUCGUCGACGUAUGGCUAACCGAAAUUGGCUAUGUGUCCUUUAUUUUCUCCCCCAUUAUUCAUGCAGCGGUAUCAGUUUGUUGUUGACUUUGUGCAAAAGCACGAACCCAAAAAGGUUCUGGACCUUGGGUGUGCGGAGUGUAGUCUUCUGCGGAAGUUAAAAUUCCACGGCAAUGGAGUUGAGUUGCUUGUCGGACUGGACAAGGAUAGCUCAGUCAUGCGAACAAGAAUGCACUCUUUUGCACCUUUGUCGAGUGACUACCUGCAGCCAAGAUCUGGACCUCUGACGAUCGAGCUUUACCAGGGCUCCGUGACCCAGCCAGACCCCAGCACCCAUUGCUUCGAUCUUGUCACCUGUAUAGAACUCAUCGAACACCUGCACCUAGAAGAAGUGGAGAGGUUUACGGAAGUGCUCUUUGGGUUCAUGGCACCCAGUAAUGUGAUCGUCAGCACUCCUAAUGCAGACUACAACCCUCUGCUGCCUGGUCUGGUGGGCUUCAGACACCAUGACCACAAGUUCGAGUGGAGCAGAAAGGAGUUCCAGCUCUGGGCUUUAAGGCUGUGUGAUCUCUUUGGUUACAUUGUGAGCUUUACAGGUGUAGGAUCACCAGCUGACUCCCACACAAAUGUUGGGUUCUGCUCCCAGAUCGCUGUGUUUAACCGAGAUCCCUCACGUCAGGAUUCAGCUCUGCAAUGUCGCUCGAGAGAGGAACCCACUGUCUACAGGCUGCUGUACUCUGUGGUCUACCCCAGCCUGAGUGAUAACAACAUCCUGCAGAGGACGCUGGUGAAUGAGGUGCUGUGCAGGGCCGAGCUAAUCAAGAGAUCGUGGCUGAGCGGAGAGUGGGUUGCAAAGACGGCACCAGAACCGUUCAUGCAGGGGAGCUCCGUGUGUGUGUCCCUGUUGGAUGUGUGGGCUUGUCCCAGGGUGAGGUCUCUGUGUGGCACACUGAGGAGGUUCACAGAGGCCCUUAUGGGUGAGCUGCGUGUGGAGCUGACCCCUGCCCGACAGGCCAUCAUCAUGCCAGCAGAUGAGGAGGAAGAGGAGGAGGUGGAAGAGGACGAAGAUGCGGAGGCUGCAGGGACGAAGUGGACGGCUACCACAGCCACGGAAGACUGGGAUGCGGAGAUGCCACACAAUUCAAACUCCAAUUUGCCAGAUUUCCAUGAUGCAUAGCAUGGUUCAACACAUACACACUCAUAAAUUCACAAUUCCCAAACUUAGUUGUUUGGUGUUCAUUUCUAACUUGUUCCGGCAAUGCCUUGGCAUUGGAGUACAUAGGCAGGAAAACUGAUUUUUCUAAACUGCUUAACAAGUCAGUAGCACUUCGAGAAGUCAUACCUGUUCUUUACAUUUGUUUAAGUAUCGUUUACCUCUAAAUAUUGUUUAUAAUUUAGGUAUUCUAUUUCUCAGUGUAUUUGCACUCGUCACCCAAUGACACUUGAUUGAAUCAUUUAAUUUGUUUGUCAUUUGUGGUCUUUUACUCCCCCCCCCCCAAGGGGUGUAUAAAUCUUUUUGCAGUUGCAAAAAAUAAAACCAAAAACUCACACUAUUCAAGUGUAAUUUCUUCUGCUUCUUUGAUUGGUUUGGAGAAUCGUGUCUAGGAAAGCUUCAAUGUCAUAUGAAGAUAUUAGGCCAAACAUAAUGCAGGGCAGUUUUUAAAAUAAGAAAGUGGGUCC
Clupea harengus (Atlantic herring) is the source of this 2108-nucleotide messenger RNA. RefSeq names its product HEN methyltransferase 1 (gene henmt1). Gene Ontology annotation, cellular component: nucleus; cytoplasm. Lineage: Eukaryota; Metazoa; Chordata; Actinopteri; Clupeiformes; Clupeidae. Gene Ontology annotation, biological process: siRNA processing; piRNA processing; RNA methylation. Gene Ontology annotation, molecular function: O-methyltransferase activity; RNA methyltransferase activity. The record is from RefSeq and is a predicted model, not a curated record.